Molecule: messenger RNA, 1250 nt
Organism: Coccinella septempunctata (seven-spotted ladybird)
Lineage: Eukaryota; Metazoa; Arthropoda; Insecta; Coleoptera; Coccinellidae
Product: dynein regulatory complex protein 9-like
Exons: 5
Coding region: 19-1110 (363 amino acids)
Biological process (GO): cilium organization
Cellular component (GO): motile cilium; cytoplasm
Source: RefSeq, a predicted model, not a curated record
CGAAAUUGUCAUAAUAAAAUGUCAUUUCAUACAGAGAAGUCCUCAGAAAAAAAUUUUUUCCGAACAAAAUCGGAAUCAGAUGAAGUGAUAUUUAGUAUAAGAGACGAAUACGAACUUAAUCCACUUAUGAGUGUGAUAAGUGUUGUGAUUCUUGAAAGUUGUAGAGAUGAAGUGGAUGUUUUGAAUUCUUCUUGUCGAAAGUCAGUGAGUGAAAAGCAGCCAGUUGUUCAUGUACCAAUUGAAAAAAGAUACGGAUUUUCUGAUGAGGUUGUUCUAGAACGAAAUAUGCAGAUUAGACUAGGAAGUAUUCAGUCCGAUUAUUCGAGAUUGGAUCGUAUAAUGACUUUACUUAAGGACGUUCUGGAAUAUGGCAUUACAGAUUUAUCAGAAAAGAGAUCUUAUCAGAUGUUAUCUCGAGCAGUGGGGGACAUACAGGAAAUGAAAAGUGACGAAUCGAAACUUUUCUCUACUUUCAAUUUCAACUAUAGUUUGAACAGCAAACUAACAGAGGAGGCCCUGACAGAUAGAUUAGAGGCCAUGGAACAUAUAAAAGCGGUUGAUGAUCAAAUUCACAAAACAAAAAGACGUUCUGAAUCAUUCCUACAAGAAGCUGGUAUAAAAUACACCACUUUACUGAAUUGGGAGAAAAGUAGAUACGAACAGAAUCUUCUUCUACAAAGGAAUAAAGAAGAAAGAAUAAAAGAGUCGAUAGAGCACAAAAAAAAAUUGAUGAGAGAGGAAACAAAGGCCAAUGCUGAAAUGAUGAAAUUUUAUGUCGAGCAUAUGAAGGAUAUCAAAGCAGAUAUAGAGAAAUGGAUGACAAAAUAUGACGAAGAUAUGGAUGCUAAAGAUAUUGCCAUACUCAAACAAAAAAUGGAGCUUGAAGAUAUGCAGGAGAAAUUGCAAGAUCUAGAAAAAAAAAUUAUUAGAAGAAAUGAUGAAAUGAAUAACUGGAUUGAUUUGAGGAACAACCGAAGAGAGGAAAAAAUCAGAAAUGCUAUACAGAAGCGGGCUGCAACCAAGAUACAGCGGUGGUGGAGAAAUAUUUUACAGGAGAGGAAAGACGCCCUGAAGAAGAAAACAAAAAAGAAGAAGAAAGGAAAGAAAUAAUGUGAAGAUAUGAGGAAUUUUUAGUUGUUUAUUGGAAUCUAAUUCAUGAGGAGAGUUAUAAUUUGUAUUUUUCAAUUUAUCGAGAAUAUACUGCUAAAUAUUAAUCGCCAAUACAGCGAGGAAUAAGACUUUCUUGUACA